GCCAAAUCUACACUUAUAUGAAACUAAUAUAUUUCUCUUUUCUUUUUCCUACUUUAAUUUUUCCGAAAUCCUCUACAAAGAUGAAAAUGGUGGGGUCCAAAUCACAGUCGGAUUCUCUGUCAAAUUGUAUUAUCUUCUCUCUCACACCAACACACUCACAACGACAAGAGAGAGAGAGAGACAAAAGCAAAGAGAAGAAAGAUAAAGAGAGUUUAUUAUAGUCACCAAAUAGACCAAACCCUCAAGUUAAAUUCACACCAACAACUUUGAUCAGUACCACAUUCUCUCUAUAUCUCUCAUCUCCCUAAAGCUUUUAGCUUCUCUUUCAAUGGCCAAAGGAAACUCACAUGGCGACUUUACCUCCAAGAGACACAAUAGUUUCCACUGGACAAGAAAAGUGGGAUCAGACGAAAACGACGACGUUUCUUCUCACAAACAUCUUCCUCAUAACACUAAACACACUUCUUCUUCUUCAUCUUCCUCUUCUUCUACUGUAAUCACUCCCAAAAGAAAGCUUCAAUCUUUCGCCGUUUCUCGUCUCCGGUCAGUUAUCGCUACUCUAAGCAGAGCACGACCCGGUAACCACAACACCGGACUCGGGUCACGGGUCGUGGGUACACUUUUCGGAUCUCGUCGUGGACACGUGCAUUUCUCAAUUCAGAAAGAUCCUAAUUCUCCACCGGCGUUUUUAAUCGAACUCGCUACUCCGAUUAGUGGGUUAGUUAAAGAGAUGGCUUCAGGACUCGUUAGAAUCGCUUUGGAGUGUGAUAAGGGCAAAGAGGAAGUAGAAGGAGAUGAAAAAAACGGAACUUUACGUCACGGCGGAGGAGACAAGACGACGGCGGCGGUUUCACGGCGGUUGGUGGAAGAGCCGAUAUGGAGGACUUAUUGUAAUGGGAAAAAGUGUGGAUUUGCGACGAGGAGAGAGUGUGCUGAGAAGGAGAAAAAGGUUUUGAAAGCUCUUAAGAUGGUUUCAAUGGGCGCCGGAGUUUUACCGGAGACGGAGGAGACAGACGGCGGCGGCGGCGGCGGAGGAGGAGAUAUAAUGUAUAUGAGGGCUAAGUUUGAGAGGAUUGUUGGGUCGCGUGAUUCAGAAGCUUUCUAUAUGAUGAAUCCUGAUAGUAAUGGAGCUCCUGAGCUUAGUAUCUAUCUACUCAGAAUCUGAAGAAGACGAUGAUCGGAGAAGAACCAAAACCUCUUCGUCAAAAGGAAGGUUUAUGGUUUAGUGAGAUUUUCCGGUUUAAUUACUUAAUUAGUCGGUUAAGUGGUUAAGUGAGUCGAUGUCUAAUACUUAAAAUCGAAAACGACGUAUAUCUAUUAUUGCAAUUCGGAUUAGAUGUGAAUGUAAUCGAUUAAAUCGAUUUCGUUUUAGAUCAUAUUUUUUUUUUUUUGGGAGGGGUUUAAAGGUUUUUAAAAGUUGGUAUAUGGGAUCUGGAGGACUUUGUAAAUGUAUAAAUUUCGUUUUAAAAAUCUGUAAUCUUUUGUUGUUUUUCUAAUGUUUUAGUGUUAUAAUUGAGGACACCGAGCCUGUAGAAUCAUAA
Arabidopsis lyrata subsp. lyrata is the source of this 1541-nucleotide messenger RNA. RefSeq names its product protein MIZU-KUSSEI 1. The transcript has a single exon. Lineage: Eukaryota; Viridiplantae; Streptophyta; Magnoliopsida; Brassicales; Brassicaceae. Gene Ontology annotation, biological process: hydrotropism. The coding region runs from base 329 to 1165 and encodes 278 amino acids. The record is from RefSeq and is a predicted model, not a curated record.